Messenger RNA from Leptopilina heterotoma, 4504 nucleotides. RefSeq names its product endoplasmic reticulum transmembrane helix translocase. The transcript is spliced from 14 exons. Gene Ontology annotation, cellular component: endoplasmic reticulum membrane. Gene Ontology annotation, molecular function: ATP hydrolysis activity; P-type ion transporter activity; ATP binding. The record is from RefSeq and is a predicted model, not a curated record. Gene Ontology annotation, biological process: intracellular calcium ion homeostasis. The coding region runs from base 330 to 3824 and encodes 1164 amino acids. Lineage: Eukaryota; Metazoa; Arthropoda; Insecta; Hymenoptera; Figitidae.
CAAGCAACACGACGACGACAAGCAGGGCCGAAUGAAAGUGGUGGGUCGUAGAGGAGAGUGACUCGAGAUUAAAUGCGAACCGCAACCUAAAGUGAUCGUCCGGGAGGAAAAAAGAAUGAAUUUUCCUUCGGGACGAGCGUUACACGAGAUUUUUAGUAAAAGAAAAAAAAGUUUAUUUCGCGAGAAAUAUUUUUACACACAGGGCUAAAUAUAAUUAGUAUCGUCGUGAGUUUUAAACCCCUCUUCGAUUUAUACUUUUUCGUUUCUAGUGUGUAUACACACAUACACACACACAAAUAAUAUAUAAGCAUAGAAUAAUAAAAAUAGUCAUGGCGACUAAUUCACAAUCAAGAAUCGACGAUUUAGUGUACAGUGUAACCCUCCACAAUUCAUUGAGAAAUCUUUUUAAAGGUUGCAUUCUACCAUUUGUGUCACUAUAUUUUAUUUGGAUUUAUUGUUGGUUGUUCGUUUAUGGCGUCGAGGAACAUUACGAUGCAGGCUUGAUUGGCAUUGCCGUUAUCGGCGUUUUACAAAUUUUCAUCUGCCUCUGCUGCCAAUGGUCCGUUCACAUAAAUUGCUUUCUCAAUUUUGUCAAGGGGAGAAAUCCACAUGAAGCAUCGUUUGCAAAAGUUGUACCAACGCCAAAUAAUGGAAGUUCGGAAUUGGUGAAAUUAUACAAGAGUAAAGAGGAGGAACCUUGGUUUAUUUUUCAAAAAACAAAAUAUAUUUGGGACUCGAAUAAAAAGCAAUUUGAGGGUCUACAAUUUCCGGUUAAUCAUUCGAUUAAUCAUUAUUCGGAGUGGAAGGGUUAUGCCAGUGAACAGGAAGUCGCUGAGGCUGAGGCGAAAUAUGGCAAAAAUAAAGUGGACAUGGAAGUACCGGAAUUUUGGGAAUUAUUUCGAGAGCGUGCGAUUGCGCCAUUUUUUGUAUUUCAAGUAUUUUGCGUUGCACUGUGGUGUCUCGAUAGAUAUUGGUAUUACAGUAUAUUCACGCUCAUAAUGCUGAUAAUGUUCGAGUGCACACUUGUGCAACAGCAAUUGAGAAAUAUGGCGGAAAUUCGAAAAAUGGGCAAUAAACCAUACAUGAUAAUGGUCUAUCGAAACAGAAGAUGGCGGCAUAUUUUCACCGAUCAACUGGUACCGGGCGAUGUUGUUUCGAUAACACGUUCGCAAAAUGAUAAUUUAGUGCCGUGCGAUAUGCUUCUAUUGAAGGGUCCUUGUAUCGUUGACGAGAGUAUGUUAACCGGCGAAUCAGUGCCACAAAUGAAGGAGCCAAUCGAGGAUAUUCAGGAGAAUCGCUUUCUUGAUGUCGAGGGAGAUGAUAAACUUCAUAUUCUUUUCGGCGGCACUAAAGUCGUUCAACAUUCGCCGCCUAGCAAGAAUUCGUCUGGUCUUAGAGCUACUGACAAUGGAUGUAUUGCCUAUGUACUAAGGACCGGAUUCUCGACAUCGCAGGGAAAAUUAUUGAGGACAAUUUUAUUCGGCGUGAAACGCGUCACGGCGAAUAAUCUCGAGACUUUUGGAUUUAUUUUGUUCCUAUUGAUAUUUGCGAUCGCAGCGGCAGCUUACGUUUGGAUUAAAGGAAGCGAGGAUCCAAAUAGAAACAAGUACAAAUUGUUUUUGGAGUGUACACUGAUUUUAACGUCGGUCGUUCCUCCGGAAUUGCCAAUUGAAUUGUCAUUGGCUGUGAAUACGUCUUUAUUAGCAUUAUCAAAAUUAGGUGUAUUUUGUACCGAACCGUUUAGAAUUCCAUUCGCUGGAAAAGUCGAAAUUUGCUGCUUCGACAAAACGGGAACUCUCACUAGCGAUAAUUUAGUAGUAGAUGGCAUCGCUGGAAUUAAUGGAAAACCGGAAGUAACGGAAAUAGCGGACGCUCCAAUUGAGAGUAUUCAAGUUCUAGCAACGUGCCAUUCCCUAGUGCAAUUAGACGAUGGAAUUGUUGGCGAUCCUGUCGAGAAGGCGACACUGAAAGCGGUCAAUUGGAACCUGACAAAAAGCGAUGCAGUAAUUCCAAAACGUGGCAAAUCGGCAGUUUUGAAGAUAAUUCAACGUUUCCAUUUCUCCUCGGUGCUGAAGCGAAUGAGCGUAGUGGCCGGUUACACAAAUUCCGGUUCGUCUGACGUUCAAUUUGUGGUGACAGUGAAGGGAGCGCCAGAAACUUUAAAACCAAUGUUCAGCUCAAUUCCGGAGAAUUAUGACGAUGUCUAUCUAUCGCUGUCGCGUUGUGGUGCACGUGUCCUCGCACUUGGACAUCGAAAAUUACCAGCUGCAUUGACACAUCAGGAUUUAAGGAAAUUGAAUCGCGAGGACUUUGAGAAGGACUUGAGUUUUGCUGGAUUUGUCAUCAUCACAUGUCCAUUGAAACCGGAUUCGAAGGCGGUGAUUAAGGAGAUACAAAAUGCGUCACAUUCGGUUGUGAUGAUCACGGGCGAUAAUCCACUGACUGCAUGUCACGUUAGUCGUGAAUUGCAUUUCACUAGGAAGUCGAUUAUUUUAAUUUUAACACAAGUUCAAGGCUCGUGGCUCUGGCAGAGUGUUGAGGGUGAUCUUGAGGUGGAUUUACAUCCAAAGAAGGGUAGUUUUAAGGGGAAGAAAAUAUGGGAGGUUUAUGCUCUUUGCGUCACGGGUGAGGGUUUAAAUUACUUGAAAAUAAAUGAAAAGUCGUUGCUGAAGACGUUGCUACCACAUGUUGUUGUUUUCGCUCGUUGCGCACCGAAACAGAAAGAAUUUAUCGUUACUUCGCUGCAGGGUCAAGGAUACACGACUCUUAUGUGUGGCGAUGGAACCAACGAUGUCGGAGCUCUAAAACACGCCCAAGUUGGUGUGGCAAUUUUGUCAAGUCCUCCCGAAAGUGUCUCCUCGGAGAAACGCGAUAGUACGCCAUCGACGCCAACUGUAAAUUCGCCUCCAAAUAGUAAAUUACCUCCAGGUCAACAGUCGAAUGCUAGAAGUAAUUUACAAAAAUCGCUAUUGAAGGAACUAGAGGAACAGGAUCAGGCAGUAAUAGUGAAAUUGGGAGACGCAUCGAUUGCUGCGCCAUUCACCAGUAAAUGGUCAUCUAUCCAAUCGAUUUGUCACAUAAUAAAACAAGGUCGUUGCACACUGGUGACGACAUUGCAAAUGUUUAAGAUUCUUGCAUUGAACGCCUUGAUCUUGGCCUACAGUCAAUCGGUUUUAUACCUGGAUGGAAUUAAGUUCAGCGAUAAGCAAGCGACCUUGCAGGGAAUAUUGCUUGCCGCCUGUUUUCUUUUUAUAUCGCGCUCAAAACCAUUGAAAACUUUAUCGAAACAACGACCACUGCCAAAUAUAUUUAAUUUCUACACCGUACUUACGGUCCUACUGCAAUUUGCCGUGCAUUUUUGUUGCCUUAUUUUCCUCGUUCGCGAGGCUGCAAUCAUUUCUCCAAAGAGCGAUACACUGUCAGCGAUACUUGCACCAAAAAAUGUCACCGAUACGGCGUCAAUGGACGAUUAUUACGAUGAGGAGGAACCAUUUGAGGCGAAUAUUAUUAACAGUACUGUGUACAUAAUUUCCAUGGCACUUCAAGUCGCGACUUUUGCCAUUAAUUAUCGGGGACAACCGUUUAUGGAGAGUCUCUUGGAGAAUAAAUCUCUUCUCUACUCUCUCGUUGGAUGUUCUGCCGCAAUUUUAGCUCUGGCUUCCGGUUUGAUUCCGGACACAGCACGUGAAUUUGAAAUUGUCGAUUUUCCAAGCGAGUUCCGGAAAACGCUGAUUACAACAUUAUUCGCCAAUUUUCUUCUCGCAUAUAUGGUUGAUCGAGUUUGCCGUUGGUUAUUUGGCGAAGGAAAACACGAAAAACUGUGAUCCAAGUAAUUUGCUAAUUGCAAUAAUAAUAAAUUCUUUUUUCCCCUGGCGAAAAUUUCUACUAUUUAGAAUUUUUCCUCGGACAACAAAAAAAAAAAAAAAGAAAAGAAAAUAGCACAUUACGUAUUUUUCGCAUACAUCGAUAGCCUUAUUUUCUACUUGAAUUCCAUUUUUCACAAAAAAAAAAAAAACUAAGAACAGAGGGAGUACUUUUUCAUAAAAAAAAAAUUGUCCCUCUGGUGAAAUAUUAAAAAUAUAAAUAUUAUAAAUAUUAUAAAAAUUUUGUUUUCGAACUCUUAGAUCUCAAGUUUAUUAUUAAUGCCAUCAUUAUAAAUAUUAUUAUCUAUUGUAAAUAAUUGUGCAAAUUAGAAAAUUUUCUACAUUCCGUACCUUUUUUUUGUCUUUUCUUCACAAAAUGUUUGUAUAGAUUUUUGACUGUGUGUACGAAGAUUUUUAAUUGUUGAUAUAUAAAAAAGAAAAUACGAGCGAUGACAAUGAAUUUUUUCCUGUAUAAGACAAUGUGUGAAAAAAUGAAACAAAGUAUGUUUGAAAAAAUUACUUUUAGCGAUUAAAAUAAUCUGUAAGAUAUACGCGUGACUGAUAGUUUGCGUUGUGAGAAAAAAAUAUAUAAAACGAUUUUUUAAAUAAACUUGAAUAAUAGAUUGUAUUGUAAAGUUAAA